Molecule: messenger RNA, 3049 nt
Organism: Perca fluviatilis (European perch)
Lineage: Eukaryota; Metazoa; Chordata; Actinopteri; Perciformes; Percidae
Gene: ralylb
Product: RNA-binding Raly-like protein
Exons: 9
Coding region: 956-1825 (289 amino acids)
Cellular component (GO): nucleus
Molecular function (GO): RNA binding
Source: RefSeq, a predicted model, not a curated record
CUACCUCUUUUUUACUUUUGGAGAGAGCCAAGCCGUUAGGAGAGCAUUCAGCAUCAGCUGUUCAACACUGGUCUCUCAUUGCUGGACGUCGGGGCUGAAUCAGUCACAUGACAGAACUGGAGGCAGAGAUCUAGAGAAAAGGCACAGCAUUUCGGCUUGCACCGCCAUACUGUAUUUUGAGCCAUAUCACAUUUUUAUUGCAACAUUUUACUCCCGCUCGGUGAGUACAUUUCCAAUGGCUUUUUUGUAAGCAUUUUUUGUCUUUUUAAUUGCCCCCUUUUUUUAAUUUUUCUCUCUUUUGCUGGUGUUUGAAUUGAGCAUUGACAUGGUGGUUUUGAGCGUUUUUCACAUCCAGGCUUCAAGUUUUUAGCAUGCAGUUAUUCUGAUCCAGAAGAGGGUAAUCGGUGCGUUAUCGGUCUUGAGAAAGCCUUUACUUGCUUGCAGUUUUGUUUCGAGGGUCGAAACCAAGCAGCUUUUGUCAGUAUUGAGAUUUUUCAAACAAUUUAUUGGUGGUUUUGAAACAUUUUUAUUUUUUUGUUUCUGUCGACUUUUGCUGUUGCUAUGCUUUGGUUUGCAUUUUGCAGUGUUGUUUGUUGCCUUCGAGUUUUGUGAUUUUGGUGUGUCGGUGAAUGUCACCGAUCAACCCCUUUGCUUUUACUUUUCUUUAUAAAAAAAAGGAGUCAUUUUUAAAGCCCGAUGACGUUUUAACGUGAUACUUUUCUUGUAGCUGAGCUCUCAGGUUUGUUGUUUUUGUGUUUCUCUCUUUUUUUCGAUUUCAUUAUACUUUUGCUGGUGGCAGUGUCAAGUAUUUUUGGAUGUUAUCGUUUUUCGACUAGAUGAUGCUGGGUGGACGAGGGGAGUUUUGAUUCUUGGGGGAGUUCAAUGCGUUUUUGUUUUCGGUAUCAACGAGGAUGAACAGACAUUUUCCCUUUUGCAGGAGGGCAACUGGAGGAGAAUGACUGGUAAACUCCAGACCAGCAACGUGACCAACAAGAAUGACCCGCGCUCCCUAAACUCCAGAGUCUUUAUCGGCAACCUCAACACAGCCAUCGUCAAGAAGACCGACAUAGAGGUCAUCUUCGCCAAGUACGGCAAGAUAGUGGGUUGCUCUGUGCACAAAGGUUACGCCUUCGUACAGUAUUUAAACGAGAGGAACGCCCGAGCAGCUGUGGCGGGAGAAAACGCCCGUAUCAUCGCUGGACAGCCUCUUGACAUAAACAUGGCAGGCGAACCCAAGCCAUACAGGCCCAAAGCCGGCUCCAAACGGCCGCUCUCAGCUGUUUAUAGCGGUUAUGAAUUUGAUUACGAGUACUACAGGGAUGAUUUUUACACCAGGCUUUUUGACUACCAUGGCAGAGUGCCCCCCCCACCAAGAGCUGUGAUCCCCGUCAAACGCUCCAGGGUGCUCGCGCCCUCCUCCCGCCGCGGGAAGACCUCCUUCCCUAUCAAAACAUCCUCCUCUUCCUCCUCUUCAUCCUCCAGACCUCCCUCAUCCGGGCUCAAACCAGUGAAGACGGACCAGCUUCAGACUAUUAAACGGGAGCUCACUCAGAUCAAGUUGAAGAUCGACUCUUUGCUGGGACGCCUGGAGAAGAUCGAGAAGCAGCAGAGAGCCGAGUCAGAAGCUCAGAGAAAGUACGAGGACAACUGUGAUUCCCUGCAUGAGGAGUCUGUGUCCGAGACGGCCGAAAACUCUGUGGAGGAGGUUGGCGAGGGGGUGCUGGACAUGGAGGCAGGAGAGAUGACCGAUGGCGGCGAGGACGACUACGACGAGGAGGGCAGCCACCAUCUGAUAGAGAACCAUGCAUCGGAUGUUGACAACUGAGAUCAGGAUGAGGCAGCAGACACCCCUGGUCAGUGGUAUUAGAAUUCAUCAUCACCUUCAAGAGACAGAACAGGAUCUCUGAGGGAUCAAGACUUUCAUUCUGGACUGUAAGUUGUGUUCAAGUGAUGCUGAAUCACAUUUAGAUGCCCAACUGUGAAGCACAAACCAAAUGCAAUGUGCUCUCUAAAGAAAAUGUAUUCAAGACCCAUUUUAAUUCAUUGGCCUGAGUUCACCUCAUGGAUAGUCUGCAACUUAUUUAUUCAUUGCAAGAGGCUAACCACAUCAUGUGCGAAUCCUGUUCCUGAAAAAAAUAAAAAAGAAGGGAAUGAAAUGAACGCUUUUAUUCAGAUCAAUAAAUUGAAUUACAUGUUUUUUUUACAUGUGUUUGCAAUGUACAAUUUACAAUGUUUUUCAAUGAAUUUCUGUUGUUGCUCAAAAAUGAAAUGACUAAAAAACAGUCAGAACAAUCUGCGAUCGCAGUAUGACAUUCACAAAAUGAAACAUCGGUGCCGUCUGGUUCGGAUUUGACUCAAGCAUAAGCCAGUAGCUGUGAGCACAACUUUAUUCAGCUUUAUCCAUUUAUCACACAAAUGCCCUGUGGGGCCGUUCCAUCAUAUAUUCCAACACCUGCCAAGUUUCAGAAGCAGAAAGGGCUUCCUGUGGUAGAGAGCCAACAUUGGCACAUGCCUCCUGCCAGGGAGCAGUGCUCCAACGUCGCUACUCCCUGCUCAGCCUGUGUAUCCCAACAUGCAAUGCUGCUGUUCAGGAGCCAAUGCCCUUUCUCUUUCUCCUCUACUAUCUGCCUCUGGAUUCUGCAUUGAUUCUGUCUUAUGUAGGCAAGAGAGCAAGGCAAGGUUUUUUAAAUUAUAUAUUGAGAUGCCUUGAUUUUAUCUAAGGAUGUGAUUCAGAUUGCUUACAUCUCUAAAUAAAUAUGGAAUAAUCUGAUAUGACACAAUGGCUAAUGCUGCCUUAACACAACCUAAAUAACAUAUUACUCUUUUAAUAAGUUACCCAUAAAAGUCAAUAAUAAAGUGAAGUGCAAACUGUGUUGAGAUGAAGCUGAACUAGCCAGCAUUGGAUUUUUAAUUAACCUGAUUAUAAAUACAUUGCAAAGUGAACCAACCAGUGACUGGAUGUCAGCAUGUUCUACUGUCAAUUAUUCUCUUCAUGUUUGCCCAUUUCCCCCCCGAAUAUGUAACGAAAUAAAUUCACUCCAAACAAUGA